AAACUACAAUGUUCUCCUCUCUCUUGGCCGGUGGUGUCUGGGAGUUUAAUAGUUAACAUCAGGGCCGCUGUUUAAAGUUUCGCCCCUGUUUGCAGUUCCAAGGAAUGGGGGGGGGGGGGGGGGCUAUUUGGUUGUCAGUUUGUUUCUCUUCUCACAGCUUUGCAGUGAACAUGAGCCAUAAAGCGACUGAGGUGUAACUGCAAAAUAACAAGGGCACCGCAAUGAGGAACAUCGCGAACGCGGCGAGACUGCGCAGAAAGGUCUUCGCGUCCGCGUGGGCGCCGAGGGUCCCUUUGCAGCGCUCUCGGGGCUGCGGCGCGCGGACGUACGCGGGAGAGCGGGAGAGUGGGACCAGCAUGCUGGAGAAGAGAUGGAAGGACACGGCAGACACAGUGGUCAUUGGAGGAGGAUGUGUCGGCGUCAGCCUGGUCUAUCAUCUGGCCAAGGCUGGAGUGAAGGAUGUGGUGCUGUUGGAGAAGUCGGAGCUCACCGCUGGUUCCACCUGGCAUGCAGCAGGUUUAACUACAUACUAUCACCCUGGGAUCAACAUGAAGAAGAUUCACUAUUACAGUAUUAAACUAUAUGAGAAGCUUGAAAAGGAGACAGGCCAGGCUGUGGGUUUCCAUCAGCCUGGAAGCAUUCGUAUUGCAUCCACUCCGGUUCGAGUGGACGAGCUGAAGUACCAGAUGACCCGGACACACUGGCAUCCCACACCACAGUUCCUCAUUGAGCCUGAGAAGAUCCAGGAACUGUUUCCACUGUUAAACAUAAACAAGGUGCUGGCUGGCCUGUAUAACCCCGGUGACGGGCACAUCGACCCCUAUUCUCUGACCAUGGCUUUGGCUGCAGGGGCUCGCAUGUAUGGAGCUGAGAUAUACAACCCAGCCCCUGUCACUGGUCUCACACCUACCUCGAAUGGCAAGUGGGAUGUACAAACACCCCAGGGGACUCUCCGUGCCAAUCGCAUUGUCAAUGCUGCAGGAUUUUGGGCCAGGGAAGUGGGCAAACUCAUUGGCCUGGAACACCCCACCAUCCCUGUUCAUCACCAGUAUGUGGUGACAGCCACAGUACCUGAAGUGAAGGCCCUGAAGACAGAGCUGCCUGUGAUCCGGGACCUAGAGGGCUCCUACUACCUCCGCCAAGAGCGUGACGGCCUGCUUUUUGGGCCCUACGAAAAGGAGCACAAGAUGGUGCUGCAGGACUCGUGGUUCAGAGACGGCGUCCCUCCAGGCUUUGGGAAGGAGCUGUUUGAGUCCGAUCUAGACCGAAUCAUGGAACAUGUUGAGUGUGCUAUGGAGAUGGUCCCAGUGCUCAAGAAUGCUGACAUCAUAAACAUCGUGUCAGGUCCCAUCACAUACAGCCCAGACCUUUUGCCCAUGGUAGGACCUCACCAGGAUGUACGCAACUACUGGACAGCCAUUGGCUUUGGCUAUGGAAUCAUCCAUGCUGGUGGAGUGGGCAAGUUCCUGAGUGACUGGAUAGUGAAUGAAGAGCCACCCUAUGACUUGAUCGAGUGUGACCCCAACCGCUAUAGCAAGUGGACCAACGAGGCCUAUGUCUGUGCUAAAGCCAGGGAAUCUUACGGCUUCAACAAUGUCGUGGGCUAUCCCAAAGAGGAGCGCUUCGCAGGCAGGCCCACGCACAGGGUGAGCGGCAUCUACCACCUCCUCAAACCCCGGGCAUCCAUGGGCUUCCACACAGGCUGGGAGCAGCCCCACUGGUUCUACAAACCUGGAGACGAUGUUGGAUACAAGCCUAGUUUCCGGCGUACAAAUUGGUUUGAACCAGUUGGGCGAGAGUGCAGGCUGGUCAUGGAGAAAGUGGGUGUGAUUGACCUAACCCCUUUUGGAAAAUUUAUGGUCCAAGGGAAGGACUCUGUUAAGCUUUUGGAUCGACUCUUUGCCAAUGUUGUGCCAAAGAGGGGAACAACCAACAUCAGCCACAUGCUGACCCUCACUGGGAAAGUGUACGCCGAGGUCACAGUAACACAGCUGGCCGAAGGAGGGUUUCUUCUUAUCACUGGCUCUGGAUCAGAGCUCCACGACCUCAGGUGGAUUGAAAAGGAGGCCAUAGAAGGCAAUUAUGAUGUGGAAGUGACAAAUGUAACGGAGGAUGUGGGGGUGCUGGGGGUGGCGGGACCCAGGUCCAGGGUGGUUCUGCAGAAACUGACGGACCAGGACAUGAGCGACUCUAGCUUCAAAUUCCUCCAUUGCAAAUCCAUCCAAGUGGCAGGCGUUCCUCUGAGAGCCAUAAGGAUCUCUUACACAGGGGAACUGGGCUGGGAGCUGUACAUGGGCAGCAAGCACACGGCCACUGUAUAUCAGGCCCUCAUGAAGGCUGGGCAGGAAGACGGCAUUGAUGACUUUGGUACCUAUGCUAUGUCCUCCCUGAGGCUGGAGAAGGGCUUUAGAGGCUGGGGGGCUGAGAUGAAUUGUGACACCAAUCCCCUAGAAGCUGGUUUGGAUUACUUCAUCAAGUUGAACAAGCCUGCGGACUUCAUCGGGAAGAAGGCCUUGCAGCAGAUCAAGGCUCAAGGACUGAAGCGGAAGCUUGCUUACCUCACCAUGCAGACGGAUGAGGUUGACCCUGAGGGAAAUGAGACCAUCUGGUUUAAUAACAAGGUCGUGGGAAACACAACUUCUGGGGCAUACAGUUACAACACACAGCAGAGCCUGGCCUUUGGCUACCUCCCCAUUGAGCUGUGCACCCUGGGUCAGCAGGUGGAGGUCGAACUGCUGGGUAAAAAGUACACAGCCACCGUGACACAGGAACCCCUGGUACUCACGGAGCCAACGAGAACCCGGCUGCAGAAGAAGGCCGGGGGAAAGACACCAUGAGUGUCUAAGAGCCACAAUGUGGACAACAGUCGCAAGAGUGCUGCAACACUCCAAGCGAUAACAUCUGGUUCCUCUUUUGGUCUGCUGAAGAAUGAGGGCUGCUAUGUCAACAGUUUAGGCUGUGCCUUUUCAUACUUGCCAGUAUUUGGUUGUGAAAAUAAGGGAGAUUGUUGUAGUCCAAAAAAUUCUUUAAAUUAUGAUCAUUUAAUCAUUUAACAGAAUAACAGAUAACAGAACAUCUCAGCCUCUAUCCAGACCAAAUAAUCCACACUUAGUCAUUGUGUUAUGUAUUUGAUUUAUACUCAGUCAUUGUAAAAUAUGGGUUAAUUUUAGAAGAAAUAAAUUGCGAUAAGGGGUGAAAAUAAAUGAGAAAAAUUCUUGGAAAGGUAUACUGUAUCUUUUUUUCGGAUGUCUAUAGACAUGAAUAGAAUUGUAUUUUGUGUUUGGGACUGCACUAAGAAAUGGGGGUCCAGGCCAAAACUGUGAAAGAUGCUUCUUUCUGCUCUUCUGUUACUUUUAUGGCCUAUUUAUUUAGUUGGAAUGGCUUUCAUAACCUUAUCCACUCAAGGAGUUGUUUCGGUAAGUACCGAUGAUACUAAUUUGGAGCCAAACACAUGCAAUACGAAAGACCAUAGGAACAGUAUUUUUGUAA
Scleropages formosus (Asian bonytongue) is the source of this 3489-nucleotide messenger RNA. RefSeq names its product dimethylglycine dehydrogenase (gene dmgdh). Lineage: Eukaryota; Metazoa; Chordata; Actinopteri; Osteoglossiformes; Osteoglossidae. The record is from RefSeq and is a predicted model, not a curated record. The coding region runs from base 222 to 2837 and encodes 871 amino acids. Gene Ontology annotation, molecular function: protein binding. Gene Ontology annotation, cellular component: mitochondrion. The transcript has 16 exons.